AUGUCUGUUCCCUCCGAGCACAGCAGCGAUGGACACAACAUGCAGUCCCGCCUGAGAAACCUCUACCAGGCCCACAAGCCUGAAAUCCAGAUCAAUCUGCACCGCAGACGGUCUGUCUACAGCACCUUGGACAAAAUCGAGGGCGUUGCCACCAUUGUCGCACCCACAGACACAAGCUUCGAUGACAUUGAGGUCGAAUUCGUAGGAACAACGAGGACCUACGUUGAGCGUCUGACCACCGCGGCAGCCAUUUCUGGCAAAUCUGAGGCUUUCCAUCAAUUCCUGAAGCUCAAGCAGCCACGUCUCCACGAGCAUCUCCCAGAAGACCGAACUUUAAAGGCCGGCCAGAAGUACGAGCUCCCCUUCGUCUUCGUCGUGCCACAACAGCUCCUCCCGCGGAUAUGUCAACACAAGGCCGCAAACCAGUCGCUCCGCGAUACACAUCUCCAGCUACCACCCAGCUUCGGCGAUAAGGAAGCCGAGUGGAAGGCGGAAUCUGUUGAUGACAUGGUUCCGGAGAUGGCUAGCAUCCGCUAUGGAGUUUUCGCCAGGAUCUCGAAGGACAAGGAGGAAGGCGGCGACACCGUCAAGGCCACUAUUGCGAGCAAAGCCCGUCGCGUGCGCGUUGUGCCAGCUACGCAGGAGCAGCCACCUCUCAUUGUCGAGAACGACAGCGAAUACACCAUGCGCAAGGAGCGCACCAUUCGCAAAGGAGUACUUCAAGGCAAGUUGGGCACACUGGUCGUUGAAGCAUCACAGCCAGCACCUAUGCGUCUGCAAGCCCACCGGACCGGCGAACAACAACCAUCAAUGGCCACAGUCGUGCUCCGCUUCGAUCCCGUCGACACAAAGUCUCCUCCACCACGUCUAGGCAGUAUGGCAACACGCCUGAAAGUCUGCACCUACUUCGCCAGCACCGCCCGCAGCACCUUCCCAACCAAACAAGCCUCGCUCCUAGACCUCUCCCAGGGCAUGCACAGCGAACAAAUCAACCUCUCCUCCCGCUGCGUCGCAAGCGUCGAAUGGACCAAACACGACGGGUCCAAACCCGUCCUCGAGCGCCGCGACUCAGGCCUUUCCGCCACAGGAUCAACCCCCACCACCACCACCCCAGAACCCAGCGAGACCUACAAAGGCAAAUCCUACUACACGUCCAAAAUCCUCGUCCCCCUCACCCUCCCAUCCACCAAAGCCUUCGCCCCCACCUUCCACACCUGCCUCGUCAGCCGCGUCUACCAACUCAAGCUCGAGCUGGGCCUACACACAGCCGGGAUCGGCGGCACCAUCGACCUCAAAGUCCCCAUUCAAAUUACCAGCCACUCCAGCGGCGACGCUAGCCCGCGGUCCGGCUCUAUUGAUUCGAAUAUGGAGAUGAUUAUGGAUGAUGAGUAUAGCGAUUACUUCCAGUCGAGGACGAUCCAUGUGCCUGAUGAUGCGUUGCUUGGACGGAGCCGGAUCGGAGUGCAGGUGGUGGGAGGGGGUGGGGAUGAUGCGCCGCCUGGGUAUUCGUUUUAUGCGAGUCAGACUGGGAGUUUGACUGUGCCGGUUUAUUGA
This is a messenger RNA of Fulvia fulva, 1554 nucleotides long. RefSeq lists its product as uncharacterized. NCBI's taxonomy places the organism in Eukaryota, Fungi, Ascomycota, Dothideomycetes, Mycosphaerellales, Mycosphaerellaceae. The transcript has a single exon. Bases 1 to 1554 code for a protein of 517 amino acids. The record is from RefSeq and is a predicted model, not a curated record.